AACCACUUGAGCGAAAAGGCCUGAUGUCGUUACGCUCUGUCAGACCAUCGCUGGUGAAUGUGCUCUCGAGGAGCUACACGGUGGAGCAGCAACGGUGCUAUGCACUGCUGUGGAACCCGUUCAAGAAGUCUGCCGUGAUUGAUAAGUCUGGCACUGGUGUUGGUGACGGGCAGAAUGGUGUGGUGUCUCCUGAGCUGGUGGAAUUGAGACAACGAGUGAGGUGCUCGAAUGAUUCUGUGGCUCUCGGUGAGGUGCUAAGGGCCCUGCGUCCUCUUGUUGACGGAAGUGGUGAGACUUUCAUCACGAUGAGUGACGUUAUAAAGAAGCUGGACAAGGUGUCUGCCCAGCGAGACACUGCUGAUGGCGAGGUUGUUGGUGAUGACAAAGCGGUGAUGAUUCCUGGGCUGAGUGUGGAGGAAUGCUAUGAUCUGUACUGCUCUGUGAUUGACUGUAUCUCGAGGGACAAUUACAAGAGCGCGAGGUUUAUUCCUCGCUUGUACUUACAGCUCGCCAGUCGUUAUGAGAAGAUGGGCGAUGAGUUAAUGUUGAGCAGUGUCUUCGGCAAGUUUGUGCAAUACCUGUUGAAGCUGGGGUUUGAAGACCAAGUCCUGAAAGUUGUGAAGAGCUUCAGUGGCAAAGAUGCUAUUUCGCAAUCAAAACUCGUGGAGUCGUUGGUUGACGUUUUGGCCAGCUCAGAUGACAUCAUCCAUCCAACAAUCAUCUCAUCUCUGAUUACAAUCUUACCUGAUUCCAAGCUCGUUGAAAUUGGUGUUUCCAAGACUGCUGAUUUUCUCAGGUCUAAGGAGAAAUCCCUCUUCCCUAUAGAAAAGAAAGACAUGGAGGGAAUACAACAUAUUGUUGAUUGGGUUUCCAUCUCAUCUGAGAUGAAUGAUAAUAUGGUGCUGAAUACUUUACAGAUCUGUUCCAUGAUGGACGGUUUAGUCUCAACUGAGGAAGAAUCCUUGCUCAAAUUGUUGCAAGCGUACAAGACAACCUCAGAGGAAGUGGCGUUGGCAAUCACGUCGAGAGCUAUGACACACACGCUCUUGCCUAUAGAUGCACAGCUUUGGAUAAAACAGAUGGAACCAUUUGCUAGACUGAAGCUUGUUUGGGAUAUCUAUCUAAAUGGUUUCGAUCAGUAUAAGAUACCACAAGAACUUAUCGAUCAAUCGACAUUGAACUUGGCUGUAUUAGCCACUAUAAACUCCAAAAGAGAAGAAUUGCCAAAAGUGCUGGAGUUUUUCUCUUCAAAUGACGUUGACUUCACACAGACAACGUUUGAAAUACUCAUGAAUAAGUAUAUCUCCACCAAAGACUAUGAAUCUUUACAGCAUUCCUUCACAAAUUCGUUCAAAAAUGGUGUUGAUUGGACAGGGAACCCAAUCCUCUACAGAUAUCUCAUAACCAUGGCAUCUCAACCAGAAGCUGAUGUGAAGGAGAUCUUCCUGAUUGCAAAGAAGAUAAAGAUCUAUUUGGGAUACUUGAAUUCUGAAAGUUACAAUGCAUUGAUGAAAUUGAUCUUACAGAAUGAGUUCAUACAGGAUGCCGUUGUUUCGUUCAAGGAAGAACUACCACCUCUGGAUGAAGGUGCUAAAUAUACCCAAGCACAAUACCCAUCCUUAUACGAUACCAUUUUACAGUGGUGUGUCAGCGAGGCAACGUAUCCGGAGGAUAUCCACAAGCUGUACACAGAAUUUGCAAAGAAGUUUGUCAUUCCCUUGGACUUUUAUCAACCUUUAAUCAUGAGGCUUACGGCACUACAUAGACCAGAUUUCGCAUUUGAAAUAUUUCAAGAUAUGAAGAGGAUGCACAGAACUACUGGGUCAAUACCACCACCUCCUCCAGAGGUUUAUAUACACUUGUUCAAAUCCUUUGGUCGUGAUCUCUAUACCGAUGGAGUUGAAACGUUAGAUGCCAUUUACAAAACAGACCUUACUAUUAACACGUCUGUUCCACUCUUGAACUCGAUCCUGGAUGCAUACGCAAGCUUACAAGACUUUACCAAAGUCUCGCAGACUUACAACAAGAUCCUAAGACAUCCCCAAGGUCCUGAUAACGAAACUGUUAGCAUCAUGCUAAAGGCACAGACUUUCCUCUCUUUGGAUAACGUAAGAGAAUUCUGGAAUAACCUGGAUGAUAUUGGAGUAUUACCAAAUGAGGAUAACUACAAACGCUACAUCAUUGCUCACUGUUACCAUGGAGAGGACAAAUUGGCCAUUGACGUUGCAAAGUCGAUGGAAGAUAUGGAUGUCGAUGUGAAUGAAAACAUCGUAAAGACUCUUUAUGAGUGGAGUGAAGACAAGGAUAAUGUUGAAGAAUGGGCAAAAGAGGAACAUGAAGGAAUAUGGAACGCAGUUGGCGAUGAAUGUAAGAGUCUUGUUGUUGUCGAUAAAGCAGAUGAGGCUCCUGAGCCUGGAAUGACCGUUGAUGAACUUCGACUUGUAAGGUCAUGAUUACUACAAACAAACGAACUUGGAAACAAAAACAGAAAAAAACAUCUUGUGCAUAACUUAUUUAUCUCUUGUUAAUUAUUAUUAUUUAUAUACUUCUUGAGAUGGUC
Molecule: messenger RNA, 2560 nt
Organism: Williopsis jadinii
Lineage: Eukaryota; Fungi; Ascomycota; Saccharomycetes; Phaffomycetales; Wickerhamomycetaceae
Exons: 1
Coding region: 24-2453 (809 amino acids)
Molecular function (GO): protein binding
Source: RefSeq, a predicted model, not a curated record